GGGAUAUCGAGAGAGAUAAUGGCAUCUGGCGAGAGUGUGAGUGAGGAGGCGGUGAGAGAGGCCGAGGAGACGAAGGAGAGAGCAAACACUUACUUCAAAGCCGGAGACUACGAGAAUGCUGUACAAUAUUACACAAGAGCUAUUGACUUGAAUCCAAAUGUUGCUUCGUAUUACGGAAAUCGUAGCAUUGCCAAUCUUCGUAUCGAGUGCUAUGGAUAUGCGUUGAAUGAUGCAACAAGAGCAAUCGAACUCGACGGAAUGUACUUGAAGGGAUACUAUAGACGAGCAGCUUCUAACAUGGCACUGGGAAAGCUGAAACUUAGCCUCAAAGACUUUGAGACAGUUGUCAAAGCUAGACCAAGAGACAAGGAUGCUAGAGAGAAAUAUCUUCAAUGCCAAAAGAUAGUCAAGCAGCAGGCAUUCGAAAGAGCAAUAGCAGUUGAAACUGGACCCCAGAAAUCUGUGUCUGAAACUAUCAAUGUCGACAGCAUUGAGGUGGAAGGUUCGUAUGAUGGUCCACGGUUAGAAGAGAAUAUUACCGCAGAAUUCAUGACUGAUCUUCUAGCCUUUUUCAAAGAUCAGAAACGUUUACACAGAAAGUAUGCAUAUAAGAUCUUAUUGGCUGUCGAAGAGUGUUUUCGAUCGAUGUCAACUCUGGAAGAGAUAGAAGUACCAGACGGCUCAAAGUUUAACGUGUGUGGUGACAUACAUGGUCAGUUCUAUGAUCUCCUCAAUAUCUUUGAACUCAAUGGUAGGCCAUCGCCUGAAAAUCCUUACCUGUUUAAUGGAGAUUUUGUGGAUCGAGGCUCAUUUUCAGUUGAAGUUAUUCUUACUCUGUUUGGAUACAAAAUGCUGUAUCCAGAGCACUUUUUUAUGUCACGAGGCAAUCAUGAAAGUGUAAAUAUGAAUGAAAUGUAUGGCUUCUUUGGGGAAGUGAAAUCAAAGUAUAAUGCGCAAAUGGCUAAUCUUUUUACUGAAAUUUACAACUGGUUGCCUUUGUGCCACUUGAUUAAUCGAAGAGUUUUGGUAAUGCAUGGUGGACUAUUUAGUCGAGAUGAUGUUACUAUAGAUGAUAUUCGUCAAGUAGACAGACACAGGGAACCACCUGAUGAAGGGAUUAUGUGUGAACUCCUUUGGUCUGAUCCACAACCACAGCCGGGACGUUCAUCAAGUAAACGUGGAGUUGGAGUCCAAUUCGGCCCUGAUGUUACAGAAAAUUUCUGUCGUAGGAAUAAUCUUGAUUACGUUAUUCGAAGCCACGAGGUAAAGCAAGAUGGAUACGAAGUAGCUCACAAUGGAAAGUGCAUUACAGUAUUUUCUGCACCAAACUACUGCGACCAGAUGGGUAACAAGGGCGCAUUUAUUACGAUGACAUCAGACUUGAAGCCGCAGUUUACGACAUAUGAUGCAGUGCCUCAUCCUGAUGUGAAACCUAUGGCCUAUGCUGGUUCACUUAUGAGUCUCUUGGGCUUGCUUUGACGUUAUCAUCAAUGUAUGCCAUUGAUUCAUACAAAUGGCUUGAAGAAGACAUGAACCACGGUUGGUCAUUGUAGCAUGUAUGUGUAGUAUGACAUUAGUCAAAUUAAUUAUAUUGUUAUUUUUAAUUGAAAUGACAAUAGAUGAUGUGCUAUUUUGAAACACAAUAAAUAUUUGUGACAUGUA
Messenger RNA from Corticium candelabrum, 1662 nucleotides. Its product is annotated as serine/threonine-protein phosphatase 5-like. The transcript has 15 exons. The annotation marks the transcript as partial. Lineage: Eukaryota; Metazoa; Porifera; Homoscleromorpha; Homosclerophorida; Plakinidae. Gene Ontology annotation, molecular function: protein binding; hydrolase activity. The record is from RefSeq and is a predicted model, not a curated record.